UAGCGUAUAUCGACGUUCAUCAACGCAUUACAAAAGUUCAGUCAUUUCGAAUUAAGUAUACAAGUUUCCAGAACUUUUACAGCGUUAGCCGUUACCGAAGUAUGAAAACAGUAAUAAGGCGUGACAACACAUGCAGUAAAAUAAAGAUACAUGCAUUAAAACUAUAUGUUUAAAAGUUAUACCACUAAGGUUUCCUAUAUUUGCUUGAUAUAUUUCUUAUACAUGCUAUAUGUUUGCACUGUUUGGUUAUCAAAAACGUUUAUAACCCAUUUUUUAUUUCAUUAAUUUGGAAGCAAACAAACACAUGCAUUUUUUGGAGCAAUAUAUAUAUGGUCAAAGUAAAGCAAAUUUAAAACAACGAUCAAUAAAAAUAGAUGUAUUGUUUACACGACAUUUCGAUUGUCGGUUUGGACUAUUCGGCUUCACGUGUAAUUUUAUUGGCAAGACGGUGAUUUCUGAACAUUCGUAAAAUAUUUCUAAGAUAUUGAAUACCUGAAUCUAAGUAAUCUGACCUUGCUUUUAACCUUUAGGCAAUUUAUUCAUUAUCAAAACAGAAAUUCAGUGAAAAAUUUUGUCCGCGGCAAGAUGCCAAAAGCGUCACACUCUUCGACUAGUGUCGGAGUCUUUUAUUCACUUCAUCUGUUUCUAACCCUCCUAUGUAUUGGAGGAGUUUUAUAUCUUUUUUUAUCCUUGCGUGAAUUACAAAAUGAAAUUAAGGAACUCAAACAAUCGAGAUGCGGUUUAACAAACACAGACGAAAUCGAAAGUGAUGUGUUAAGAUCAACUCAGAAUGGAAACAAGGUUUUCAACCACACACUAAAAGACAAGAAUAAGAGGAAUAGAAGAGCGUUUGGCUCAGGAUCAACAAAAAAUCAAACUUGCGUAAAGAUUGUUCGUGAUUUUAUGAAACUGUUGGAAGAAUCAAAUUUAUUGAUUCAAAACAAAACAAAUAGUGAUACUCUAAACAGUAUUGUCUGUCUGCCCGGGCAGAAGGGGUCACAAGGCAAUACAGGUCCUGUGGGUCCCCGUGGUAUGAGAGGAUUUAAUGGUACAAAGGGUGAUAGAGGUGCACCUGGCCCACGUGGUGUGAAAGGUGAUCCGGGGGAUCUCAUGAAGGCAUUUGAAGUUCCACCAAAGAUAAUUUCUCACCCACCAAAAACAAGAUUUAUUGACGAGGGAGACAAACUUACCUUGAGCUGCACGGCCAUCGGCUAUCCUCUUCCUUCUGUGAUCUGGAUGAAAGACAACGAAACUCUCCCUGGAACACGGUUGUUUCCAGAACGAGGCAAAGGGAUGAGUCUUGAGUUAAAAAAGAUCACCUACGAAAGGAAAGGAAAAUACACUUGUGUUGCCAGGAAUUCCGUAGGAACUGCAACUUUAGAUGUAAAAAUUAUCAUCAAAGUACCACCAAAACGACUGAUAUCACCAGAAAUAAUUAGAUAUAAAGGGAACGCGGUUAACCUAAAAUGUCCAGUGGAUUCUUACCCACCCGCUGACAUAAAAUGGAUGAAGCCUGGUUAUUCCCUACAGGUUGGCGAAGUGUCAGAUAUCAAUAACACUCUCCAUAUUGGAUAUGCAACGGAAAAACAUGAAGGAAUAUAUCUAUGUAGGGGGAAAAACAUGUUUGGCUUUACUUUUACUGCAUUAUCUCUGAAAGUUAGGAAUGAAGUUCGACCGACAUUCAAUAAAAAUCUUCCAUCGUCACGUGGUGUAUUCCGGCACGAAAGGGUCAUAGUUGAUUGUGCUGCAAUGGGGGAUCCUGUCCCGAGCGUCACGUGGACAGAACCUGGCCAGAGACAUUAUGUCACGCAAGAACAACAUGCUGAAUUGAUUAUAGGUUCAUUUGACUUUUUUGAUGAAGGAAACUAUACUUGCACUGCACAGAACACCUUAGGCAGCCAAGUAACAGCUACUAUAAAACUAUACAUCAUAAAAUGUCCUACCCUGGAGCCUCCAAUUAACGGUCAAAUGAUCAAAUUGAACGAAGCUAGUGAUGACGUCAUGUUAUUCUCAUGCGAUCAAGGAACACAAAUGAUUGGUCCGGAGAUACGAAUGUGUCAACGCAAUGGAACCUGGACAGGAAGAACAACGUACUGUAUUGGGAAUCGCCUGCACAAAGAAGGUUCAAUUAUUCUUAAAGGGCAGAAAGAGUACAGCCAGCGUCUCCUUACUUUUCUAAGACCAGUCCAGUCCACAACCACUUCUAAUUGGAGACUCUGUUAUCGAGCCAGCAAAGAUGGAUGGUCAGCGAUGAACUUUCAUGGCGCAUGCGGAGACAAGCAGUUUACUGUUUCUAUUUUUAAAGUGGGCAUUUAUAUAUUCGGUGGUUACUCUGAUAAAAAAUUUGGAGCUCCCGUACGAGAGUACCGUCGUAAUAGUUAUGGUAACAACUAUAGAACAUAUAGAACAAACAGACGUGAAUGCUAUCGGAGUUCAAAAGCAUUUUUAUUCUCACUAAUAAAUCGUGACGGCCUUCCACCGUUUACAAGCAUGCCAUUCCAAAACUACAACAGUGCUGUAUGUGCUGAUAACACAAAAGGAGCGGUGUUCAGCAAUGAUAUAAGCAUCGGUGAUUUUGCUAGCAGUAACCCAGAGUCAACCAGCUCAUUUGGUUAUACCUACAGACCGCCAGCUUUUUACAGUUAUGCAGAGGCUAAAACUACAUCGUUGUUGGCUGGAAGUGCAAACUUUACUAUUGAUGAAAUUGAGGUGUUCUAUGAAGAUUAAGAGAUUCCACGGUAGAAGCAGAUAAGUUUGUUCUGUUCGACGAGAUUUUUUUAAAUCUUAAAAUAAAAAAAUUUCACCAUUUUAACUAAGGCAAAUGUACCUUUGUAUCGGCAGCAAUGUAGAAUGUAACAAAUGUAUUGGCAGCUCAAAGCUCUUCUGAGUGAAAAUCAAUAUUUUAAGCUUGAAGAAAUUUUAAAUAUUUGAUACAAUCAGAAAUCUAAAAACGUUGUGCAAACAUCUUCCUCUUUCUGAAAACUUUCCUCUUUCUUCGCCGGCGUUUAAGUUCACAUUUGGACUUGAAUAACUUACAAAGCCAACUUUUUAACAUUGUUAGCAUAGUGCACUCUGGAUGAUAUAAACAUAAAACAGGGUAAAAUACAGGUUAUCAAUCUUAAAAUUUAACGUGGGAUAUACAGAGUGUUUUUUAGACAGUAAUUAAAGCAUUGGCAUUGAGUAGUAUAACUCUCGUCGAAGAUUCUGCAUGGUUCAGAAAUGUAGGGUUAUAGCU
This is a messenger RNA of Dendronephthya gigantea, 3235 nucleotides long. Its product is annotated as hemicentin-1-like. Bases 586 to 2727 code for a protein of 713 amino acids. The transcript has 9 exons. Lineage: Eukaryota; Metazoa; Cnidaria; Anthozoa; Malacalcyonacea; Nephtheidae. The record is from RefSeq and is a predicted model, not a curated record.